Dunckerocampus dactyliophorus (ringed pipefish) is the source of this 2417-nucleotide messenger RNA. RefSeq lists its product as uncharacterized. NCBI's taxonomy places the organism in Eukaryota, Metazoa, Chordata, Actinopteri, Syngnathiformes, Syngnathidae. The transcript has 3 exons. Bases 1 to 615 code for a protein of 204 amino acids. The record is from RefSeq and is a predicted model, not a curated record.
AUGAGACAAAAGGUCGCCGGUCCUCCGUUGUCUCCGCCUCACGCAGGUGCCGUCCCUCGGAACCAUCAGCUUCUUCACCACCAUCAGUUGUCACUGCUCACGCUGGAGCUCCACCGUCAGCUGCGCCGCCUGCUGUGGAAAGCCUUGCCUCGCCUGCACGAGAGCAGGAGAUGCCACCUCCAGCUGACGCUCAGCACCAGGCAGCUGCUCCACCACCCGCUGAAGCACAACCUCGGCCACCGGACGUCAUUCCUUCUCCAGAUGUCCAUCUACUGCCGCCGCCUGCUUCCUUGGAGCUUUCUGUGGUACCAUCUCUUGAAAGCUCCUCCUCACCGCCUGCAGAGGAACCCACCACCACCCUGCCUCUGCCCCCUGACGUGGAGGAGGAAGUCGCCACCUUUGUCUCUGUGGCACCACCUGCAGCAGGUUAGCUCCUCUUCCUGUUCAAGUUCUGCAAGGGGACUGCAACUUUUGUGUGCUCCCAAAACAGCCUCGCUGCGUUCUCCUGAGGAGUUUGAGGAGGACUUGAGGCAGAAAAUCAAAGAGGAGAUGCAAAGGAGUCUGCAGGAGGAGAUGGAAGCGAGGAGGAAGGAGCUGCAGAUGCAGAACUCUUGACCCAACCAGUUGUUUGCGAAGGCGCAUCAACGUCCAGCCAGUGUGUGCACAUCUUCAGGGUCAAAUCCUAAAGUGUUACUAGGAGCAACCAGGAAAGACGCUGUCCUGCUCCAGGAUCGCCAGUGCUGACAUGCAAUGCGUGGAACAGGCCAAGAAAGUAUGACUCGCGUGCAAAUACCGCCAAUAUUUUGGGUUAUUAUGAGUAAUACUUGACAGUAAUAUCUCCCCCCACUUGUACAGAGUCAGCUGAUCACUAGAGGCUCAUUAGCACUGCCGAGGACAAACGAGACCCCGCACACUUCUGCUUUUGGUUUUAAGGAUGGGAACUGUGCUUGUCGGAAUCUUUUAGAAUAAUGUGCCUGAAAAGAUCAUUUUUCAUUUCACGUCAACAACGUCAAACGACAAACACGACAGUCACUUUUGAGUUGCUAAAAAAACUUUACAGUGGUCCCGCCUUUCUCGCGGUUGAUUGGUUCCUACGGACACGGAGAAAAAAAUUGAUGGGUUAAAAAAAAAUUGAACUUUUGCGAGAUAAUGCAAGAAAAAACUGUUUACAUUAAAGGGAUAGUUGGGAUUAUUUUAACAUGAAGUUGUAUGACAUCCCCAUCAGACGUGUAGUGCAUCAACAGUGACUUAUGAAUCUCCACCAUAUGAGCCAAUGUUAAUAAAUUGAAUAUUUUCAGAGUUACAGCAUGACUUUUGUGACGUGUAUGACUCUCUAAAUAAGGUCUUCUAUGUCUUAUUUUCUCUUACGUCUACUAUGUUGGGUAAUAGGAGUGUAAAAGUGACUAUAGGGUUAUUUCAUGUCUAGAGGGCUCUAAUCAUAUUAAAAGGCGUAUUUUAAAGGUGCUAAACAGGUUUUCUAUGCACUAACAAAAUAUUCCACUUAUAAAUAAUAAAUCCUACUUAAGAAAUUCACUUAUAGCGGUUGAGUUUGGAAUCAACUAACCGCCAUGAACGAGGGAUGGCUGUAAUGCAGUGAAAUAAAAGAUGUGAACUGUUUCUUUGUGUUUAACAUUUAAGUGCCUCAUGCCUGCUAGGCUGAAUGACUUGGGGCUGACCGUACAGGAAGUUAAACACAACAGGAAGUCAAAUUGACAUCUAUAUUUUCACUGCUCUGUAUUCAAGAUCAAACCUGGCCCCUGACCAGAGUUUGCAGGUACAGGAAGUGGGGUAGACAAGCGCUCUUAAAAAUGGAUGCCAAAGUUCAUAUUUCACAAUUGAUUCACUGCUCUGUAUUGAAUAUAAAAUAAAAACACAGCCAAAUCUGCUGGGGCACCACCCAUUAGAGUGGCCACCAGUGAUGUGCGAUACCACUGAUUUUGUUUCCAAUUUGAUACGGAGUAAAGUUCAGCCUGGUAUCAGCGAUACCAAUACUUACUAAAUUCACCUAAUGUGUCUGGUAAAAAAACAAUUCAUAUUACAGCAUAAAAAGUACAAGACAUUUGGUUUGGUUUAGUUUAUUUGAACAUGAAGGUUACAAUGGAAUACAUCUCAUGAAUCAUUCUUUGACAGUUCCACAUGUCCAAAAGGAGUAGGAAGAAGCAAAGCUUAUUUAAUCCUACCCCCCAUCCAUUCUACAUCUAGUACAGUACAUGUAGUUCACUUCCUGGAUUCCAUGUCAUGUUUUCAGUGAUAGUCAGGAUAACACAUAAUAGAUAACGGUGAGAUAGCCCUCCCCCCCAAAAAAGAGAGAACAUUCAUAAUAAUGAUAAUAAUGAUGACAAUACUAAAUAAAUAAAUAAGAACAAAGCUUUUUUUCUUUUUUCCUUUCUUUUUUUUUUUUUCCUUUCCUUUUUUUU